Pseudomyrmex gracilis is the source of this 2969-nucleotide messenger RNA. RefSeq names its product putative RNA-binding protein 15B (gene nito). The record is from RefSeq and is a predicted model, not a curated record. The transcript is spliced from 2 exons. Gene Ontology annotation, molecular function: mRNA binding. Gene Ontology annotation, biological process: regulation of alternative mRNA splicing, via spliceosome. Lineage: Eukaryota; Metazoa; Arthropoda; Insecta; Hymenoptera; Formicidae. The coding region runs from base 186 to 2501 and encodes 771 amino acids. Gene Ontology annotation, cellular component: nucleus.
GGUGGCAGCGACGAAGACGCCAUUUUGUUCGCAAGCGGAUCUCGGACAGUGCCUCGGUGAUAAAAGAAUCUGGCUCGCGAAACGUAUUUUUCUAACAAAGCUGUGACUGCUGUCACGCAUUUGUUUCAGUGAGCUUCUCGUUUUUCUUAUUCUUCAUUGAGUUUACAGUGUAACAAACAACGUUCAUGAUUGGAAUUCCAAGGGACGAUCGGCAUAAAAUCACGGUCAAGAUCCGUAACAACAUGAAGAGGAGCUCGAGUCGCGACACUCCUCCUCCUCGUGUAAAGCGGAGCCGAUCCUCGAUGGGACGAUAUGAUGAUUCCAGUGAUGAACGAAUCACCCCGGAGCGAAUACGACGUCGAAGCAGAGGUGCGAGAAGUCCCAGUCCACCUACACGUGCUUCCUCCCAUGCACGUUACGUCGAGUCUAGCUCGCAUCGUGACGAAUACCUACGUACCCCGCGCGAUCUGCCACGAGAACGUCCUUACAGUUACAAAGUCCUCUGUAUCAGUUCUAUUCACCCGAAAGCCAGUGACGAGAUAAUCAAGGACACUAUAUAUAGGGAAUACAAGAAGUUCGGUGAAUUUUCUAUUCAAAUUUCGCAUGAACCUGAUGAACGGGUGGCCUAUGUGUGCUUCAGAAAUUCGGAAGACGCUCGUGACGCCAAGCAUGCGAAACCUCGUAUCAUCAUAUACGACAAAAUGGCCUUGGUAGAACCGGUGUACGACAGAUCCGAAUAUCGUCGUGCACGAUCCAUCACGCCGCCAGAUUAUGACAGAUAUUAUGCCCGAUCGCCCGGACCCACGGAUCGUCAUAGACCGAUAGAUCGGUACGAACGAGUUUACGGUCCACCGGUAGGUCUGCCCCCGCACCGAGAAAUGCGUCGUGAUGCUAUUCCACCCCCACAUCACGAGUUUGUUCGACCUCCGAUACAUCCCCACGGACCGCCUCAUGUUCAUCCAGGACCGCCUCAUCAUUACGGACCGCCACGCCAUAUGAUGAUUCGACAUCCCGUACAUGGAUUCGAACGCGUUGAGAAUAAAAAGGACAAGUUUCCUAAUUAUCUGCAUCACGUCUCACCUGAAGACGAUCCUCUUGCAACUAGAACUUUGUUUGCCGGUAAUUUGGAGAUCAAUAUUACGGAAGAAGAGUUGCGCCGUAUUUUCAGCAAGUACGGUAUUGUUGAUGAUAUCGAUAUAAAGCGUCCACCUCCUGGAACCGGUAACGCAUAUGCUUUCGUACGUUUUCAAACACUAGACAUGGCGCACAGGUGCAAAGUUGAACUGUCAGGCCAAUAUAUUGGCAAGUUCCAGUGUAAAAUUGGUUAUGGUAAGGCUACACCUACUACUCGAAUAUGGGUCGGAGGACUCGGACCUUGGACUUCCGUACCUCAACUUGAACGUGAAUUCGAUCGCUUCGGUGCGAUAAAGAAGAUUGAUUAUAUUAAAGGCGAUAGCAACGCGUACAUACUGUAUGACUCAAUUGAUGCUGCUCAAGCUGCAGUUAAAGAAAUGCGUGGUUUUCCGCUCGGUGGGCCUGAUCGUAGAUUGCGUGUUGACUUUGCGGAUGUAACGCCAGGUAGUUUUGGCUUCAAACCUCGACCAUAUUCCGAAGAGAAUAGCGAAUUCAGACCACGUCCUGUGGAUUAUGAAUCUCCUUAUGAUCCUUAUGGACCUGAGGGCGAGUUUAGCUAUGGACCGAGAAGCUUUCGUGGUGGAAGAGGUAGUGGCCCUUGGCAUGAUCGGCGAGGAAACACGCGAGGCGGUUACAGAGGCACCUAUCCUGAUGGCUAUAUUCGCGACGAAGCCGAGUGGUCCAGUAGAAGACCGCCGCCAGAGUUGGAGUAUGAAACACCUCGCGGUCUUCGAAGAUCGCUUUCACGCGAACCAGGAGUAGACAGAUCGAGAUCUCGCUCGCCCCGUCGACGACAAAUAGACUCCGAUUCUGAUACGGAUAAUCGUACCGGGAUGUUAUCAACAUCCCGCACACUGUCGGAUGUAGCACGUAAAUCUAUCGCGGUAUGGCAGGGUGCUUUAAUAUUAAAAAAUUCGCUGUUUCCAGCUAAGUUCCAUUUGACUGACGGAGAGACGGAAAUAAUUGAAUCUCUGAUGAAGGACGAAGAGGGUAAGCACAUGUUGCGCAUCACACAGCGGCUGCGACUUGAUCAACCGAAGCUGGACGAUGUGUCUAAACGUAUCCAGACUUCUAGUUCCCACGCAAUCUUCCUUGGCCUAGCUGGUUCAAGCACUGCGGUCACAAACGACGACGCUAAUGUACAGACACGGCCGUUGCGCAAUCUCGUAUCAUAUCUUAAACAAAAAGAAGCAGCCGGUGUAAUAUCUCUGUUAAAUAAGGACACAGAAGGCACCGGUGUACUCUACGCAUUUCCGCCUUGUGCGUUCUCCACAGAACUUUUGAAACGCACGUGUCCUAGUUUAAGCGAGGAAAGUCUCAAGGAAGAUCACUUGGUAAUCGUAGUAGUUAAAGGGGGUAGCGCCUAAAACAAUUUAGUACAUCAACUUGUCCGUAUUUUCAACAUUAGAUACAGUACAUAUGUAAGAUGACGGCGGAUCUAUACAUAUAUAUAUAUAAAAGAUUGAUUAGGACUUGUGUUUUUUGAUUGAUGUAAGUAUUUCAUCUUCAACUGGCUUCCAAGACAAAGUUUGUUUUUUACGAUAAGAUUAUAAAAAGACAAUUAUUUUUUUUUUUAUACAUGUACAUUGACUGAAAUAAGGACAUUUUUAAUGAUUAAUAUCAUUAAAAAACGUAAAAUAUAAAACAAAACUCGCGAGAUUGGGACAGUUAGUCCUUUAAGGACAGUUGGUCUAACAGUCUAAUCUUUGGUAUCAAAUUUAUGCGAAUUUCUAAAAUACUGUAAAUUCUCAAGUCUGUUUAUGUAUUCUUGUUUUUUUUUUUGUUUUUUUGUUUCUUUUUUUAUUUAUUUGAAUAUGUAAUUAAUAAAAAUGAAA